Fomitopsis serialis is the source of this 2117-nucleotide messenger RNA. RefSeq lists its product as uncharacterized. Gene Ontology annotation, molecular function: ubiquitin protein ligase binding; protein tag activity. Gene Ontology annotation, biological process: modification-dependent protein catabolic process; protein ubiquitination. Gene Ontology annotation, cellular component: nucleus; cytoplasm. NCBI's taxonomy places the organism in Eukaryota, Fungi, Basidiomycota, Agaricomycetes, Polyporales, Fomitopsidaceae. The transcript is spliced from 14 exons. The record is from RefSeq and is a predicted model, not a curated record. Bases 15 to 2117 code for a protein of 700 amino acids.
CCCAGAUCAUAUCGAUGCAAGUCCCACCCACCCCGCCUUUCCCGAAAGCCUUGGCGGCCAACGCGCGCAAUCGCCGUCGAGGUCCUCCCCAAGAGACAAUCAGUGCCAACGUAGUCAUGAAGACAGCGACUGCGACUCGAGGGGUUUCCAGUGGAGAUAGCCAGUUCCGUCUCGAUGGUCUCGAGUUACCAGUAAGCUUUGAACACAUAUCACGCCGUGUGAUUGAGCGAGGAUGCCCCGCGCCCACGGUCAUGAAGUGCACCCCUGGGGAGUAUACACUUCAAAUUACGGAUGGUCCAUCUGUGUUCACCCCGAGAAAGGGAGGCAAGCUCAACAUUGAUCAGCCCCUAGUACACUACUACAAUAUGGUGUACCUUCGUGCCAUCCAGGAUGGUAACAAACCACAGCCAAACGAACAGCUCCCCUCCCACAUCAGUGAAGCUUGUGUCACACGGAACCAGACAGCAAUUGAGGCUGGGGGUGUGGCUAUGCAAUUUCAUAGGACAAUCCGGGUUCCAGAUAAUGACAAGACACAACCUCUUCCACCUAAUCUGGGAACAUUCCAAAUCUAUAAUGUUGCAGACUUUGCCAACAGGCUUCCAAAAUCUGUGGUCAGCAAAGGAGGAAUGUUCAUUGCCAUGUAUCAGCGUGAAGCAAUGUGGAUUUCUUUUUCACCUUGUACUCCAAAUGGGAUCAAUGCACUCAAGGUGUCUGUUGGUGGUAUAAAUGCACUCACAGGGAAUCCACAGAAUGCCAAGGCUGCAGCAGAUACCCAAGACUAUCUCCCUAUCAAUAGCACCAGUGGCCAACUCUGGCUGGAUGGGAUAUGCACUGCUCCAGGCAUUGUUCAACAGUUUGUUGCAACCCCACUAGGGCAUGGGUAUACUGUUGAAGGUCAGAUAACUGGUAAAGAGGAUAUUGGUGGGAUGCAAAUUGAUGUCUUUCAGCCAUACCCAGCCACAGUAGUGUUCAGCCACAAAGGAAAGGAGAUGAACCUCUACAGGUCAGCAAGUCAACAGGGUCUCAAGAAGAAUGCAUUCAUUAGCAUGCUAGACUCUGAUGUACAUGCACAAAUACUCAGGGCAGGGGAUAUCAUACAGUCAACAGCUUUCACUUCAUGCCAGACUAUCAAUGUCCAUAUACUAAGGGCUGAGAGCAGUACUAAGCCACUAGGAGCAAAGCUCAAGCUCUCUGUGAAUGGAGGUGAUAUCCUCAUAUUGAUUUUGAGGACUGAACAUCUGAUGUCAUUGGCAGUUUUGGUCAAGACUCUGACUGGCAAAAUCAUCUCAAUUCCAACCUAUGGAGAUCUCUUGAUUGCAAAUCUCAAGGCUAUGAUACAAGAUCGUGAAGGAAUACCCCCAGAUCAGCAGAGAUUAGUAUUUGCUGGGGAUCAACUUGAGGAUUUCUUGACACUCUCUGAUUAUGGUAUACAAACAGAUUCCACCCUUCACUUGGUUCUCAGGUUGAGGGGUGGUUGGACACCAUAUGCUAUGGCUGGCUUCUCUGCAGGAGGCCGGAUCUCCCAGAAGAUCAACCGUGACAUAUUGCCAGCCUUGGCAUAUGUUGACACCAUGCCAACAAGACUGCAUAUCACUGUUAUCAAUGCAGCAUACUUCCCAGCAAUGACCGGCCUUCCUGCUCCGCCUUCACCUGUCAGCACAGCUACAUACAUCCAAAACAAGCUGCCAUGGUUCACUCUCUAUGACGAACGGAUUCCUGCUGCGAAGGCAAAUUUCCAGACAAAUCCACUAUCCAAAAUCAAGUCUGUCGCGACAUUGGAUGCCGAACGUGAUGCACGGGGAGAAGCCAAACCGCAGCUCGAAUGCGUCUUCUGCGUCUAUGGCGAGGCUGCCCUCCUACUUCAUCCUUGCCGCCACGUCGUCUGCGAGGACUGCGCGUCCGGGCUCAGCUCCGACGUCUGCCCCGCAUGUCCUGCAACUGUUCGCCGCCGCGAGAGGCUCGUUGACAAAGAAGACGACCCACAGUUUGGACUGGAGGCUGGAUUGUACGAGGACUGCGUCGUUCAUUUGAAGCGGUACACGAAGGGCGACAAGGUGGCCAGCUUCAUCCUGCGUGAGCAUGCAGUCUCGAAAUUGUCGGGAGAUGGAACGGAGUGA